AAAACAUAUGUCUGUGUUUUUUUCUUGUAAAUGUGUAGAUCAACAAUUUAUAAUAAUAUCAUGUAUAUAAUUGGAUGCUUUGUCUAUAUGUUAUAUCUUAUAUACGGACUUUUUUCAAAUUCAUUAAACAUAAUUGAAAACGUUUUUUAUUUAAAAUUAUCAUUAUCCCAUGAUGGCGGAUUGUUGAUUGAUUAAUAUUUUGGACGGAAUAUUAAAAUUUUAUGUUCACAACACAUACCUAGAAAUAGAUUCCGUAACAGUUAUUUUAAAAUGUGAAUCAUUUAAAAUAAUAAUAAUAAAAUAGUAUUUAUUUGAUCAUUAUACAAUAUAACUACUAAUACAAUUCUACUAUCAAUCCAUGUUAAGUAAAAAUACAAGGCCGUCAUCUGCAGUUUCACACAAGGUUUGUGGCAUUUUACACUAAAUGUUUUGUUCUUUAGUAUUUUUAUUUUUCUUGUUUGUACUUUAUUUAUUUUUAAAUUAUUUUAUGUCAUAGUAAGAAUUAUGGCUAAAUGGUUGGAUUCGGGUGAUCUAGUUCCAUAUGAUGACCAGGUCGGUGGUCAUAAAUUUACCAAAGAAAAACCAUUACUAGGUUUGUAUGAUUUUAAAUCAUUUUUCUUCAUUAUGAAAAACUUUAUAUUUGAUUUUUUACUUAGGUUUAUUGAAACACAAAGAAGGCUAUAUAUUGAAAUCAGUUGAAGGUGGUACAAAAGGAAAGAAUGAAGUAAGGUUUUACGAAGAGCUGAAAAAUGAUGAAAGCCUUUCAAGUCUUAGAGAACUGGUUCCAUCAUAUUUUGGAACUGUCACUAUAAAAAUUAAUUCAAAAGGUUAGUAUAUUAAUUUUUAAUAUUUAAAUUUAUGUAUUCACUGCACCUAAAAAGUAAAUACAUAACAUUUUUUAAACAUAUUUAAUGAAUUUGACCUAAAUUAUUUUAUAUUAAUAUUAACAAUUAAUAAUGCAAUGAUGUAAUAAUAAUACAUUUUUUAUAACUACAUCAAAUAACUUCUGUAUCAGAAAAGGUACAAGGAAUUAGAAUUAGUUAUAAUAGUUCAAACUUACAAAAUAUAAUUUUGUGAAAUUCUGUGUUAUACAUUUGUUUUCUUAUUUAGAGAAUUCCACACCGACAUCUAUUCUCAGUCAAACUACCGAGCAACAUGCAAAAACAAUGCUUACACAGACUAUGUAAAACUAACUUAAUUUUGAUUUUAGAGUAAAAGUACCUAUUAUAAAUUUUAUAGAGAAGAAUAUUUUGGUGGGAGCCCCAUCAGGUUUUAUAUUAUUCUAAAUUUACAGCUCGAUAUAAAAGGCACAAAAACCUUUUCAUUUUUUUUUUAAAUAACUUACUUUUUUUAAUGGUUCACAAGUCAAAAACACCUAUAAGAUUCUGUACAAAAUAUUAUUUUCUUUAAUUUCAUGAUAAGUACUUUACUAACAGCUUGGUCUGCGUAAGCAUUGUUUUUGCAUGUUGCCCAGUAGUUAGACUGAGACAGUAGAUUCAAGCGUGCUGUUUUCUUAAAUAAAAUCUACUAUAUUUUAUAAUCGAUGAUAAAUGGUUAAUAUAUUAAUGUAUACCAUCAAUCAAUUGAAAUAAUUGUAGCUGUAAUACAAUCUGGAGUUCAGAAUAAUGCUUGAAACUCUUACUAGAUUUUACUAUCUAUUUAAUUAGUACUUUUGUUUUACAUUUUUGACCAAAAUUUGAAUAAAUAUGAUAUACUAAAGUUCAAAUAAUUAUUAAUGUUUUAGUUAAAAUAAUUGUAUACCAAUUCAAAAAUCAUUAAUAAUAAUUAUAAUUCAUGAGUACCAAUUAUUAUUGAAGAUGAUUAAGUGUGUAUAAAAAUUAUAUUUGUUUUAUUUUAUAGAUAUGACAUUUAUAGUUUUGGAUGAUAUUACCAGAAGUAUGAAAAAACCAUGUGUGAUGGAUGUAAAAAUUGGUUUACAAACAUGGGAACCAGGAUGUUCAGAAAAAAAGAAAAAGGAUGAAAAUGUAACUAAAUUUACUGAAUUUACCUGUUAGUUAAAAUAAUUAAAAAAGCAUUUUUAGCAAAAAUAAUUUUUAAAUCAAUCUAAUCAUGGUAGCAUAAAAUCUAGUCUGUAAAUUUAUUAUAUGCGCCUGUUACUAUAAGCAUCUGUAAAAUUAAAAUGGUUAUAAUAUGUUACAAUUUUGCAUAAAACAAUUUUUUAAAUUGUUUUGGAUAACUUAAACCUCCAUAUAUUUGUUAAUAAUUUAAACCAAUGGUUUCCAAUCUAUGUACUUCAAGUCUGUACAAUGUCGCUGCAUCACUAUUUUGAAUAUUUAUUGGUUUAGAAAUAAAUUUAGAACUAGCGUUCUUUUUAGGUUUUAUUAAAAAAAAAUUUUUUUUCGGUUAGUAAAAAUGCUAUAAGUAAAGGUGCCUUCACAGCUUGCCAUGAAAUAUUCUAGGACUGUGAUUGGUUUAACCAUGUGGUUAUUAUGAAUUGAUUAAACAGUAUCAAAUAUCAUUUUUGAUUUUAAUACCAUCCCAAUACCACUUAUAUUGGAUAGUUAGGUUUAAUCCUAGUCAGCCCAUGAUAAUUUAUGAUAAUUUACAGGUCUAUAAAUACUAUAGAGCGUUUUAACAGCACUCAAUGUUGUGUUGUUUAUAGAUUUUUAAUUGCACUAAUGGUUUUGUAAGUUAAAAAAUGUCUAUGCAACCCACCUUGAAGUUAACAUUAUUUAGGUAACAUGAUAUACUGAACAAUCUCUGGGUAUAUAACUAUUUUUUCCUCUCAAAAUGGUUCUUUACAAUUCUGCUAAUAAAAAAAUGAUUUUAUGGUAUAGUUAAAUUAUUUAUGCUCAGUAAUUUUAAUGCUUAGUAGUUAGUCCCCAAAUAAAUAAAUUAUUAUUUCAGUUAAUUUUUUAAAUAUAUAUAGAAAUUAUUUAAUAUGACCUCAAAAAUAAUGGUAAAACUAAUAUUUUUAAUCUUAUGAGUAAUUAUUUGUAAAAUAAUAUCAGUCAUAUUUGCUACAAUUUAAAAAAUGAAUUUUGUUAAAUAGUCAUAUUGGAUGAUUUUCAUUAUAUAUUCUAACUAUUUUUAUAGAUAGAAUAAUUAAAUUGUACAGACAGUUUCUACAAAUAUUAUUCAGUAUUAUAAAUUUCAUUUUAAUAAAUACUAUUAUUAUUAAUAGUUAGUAUACAUGAAUAUUUUUAUAAUUGAAAAUAUAUUUGAAUUACUUUACUUGAAUUUAUAUUAGUGUAUAAGUUUUCCAAUGUUAGUUAUUUUAUUACUAAAAAUUAUUGAUAUUAUAUAAUUAUUAAAUGUUUGUGACACACAAUAGUACAAUUCCUUUUCCCAAGUAAACAUUUACAAAUAUAUUAUGCAAAAGUUCCAGCCAUGUUUGUCAGAAAUUAUUUUUGCAAAUAUUAUUGUGUAUUUUUUCAUAAUCAUAAUGUUACUAAAUUACAAAAAUUACUAUAUUUAUUCAAACUAUUUCAGCUUUUAAAUUUUAAAAAAUUGAUAUUUUUUGAUUUACUAAAUAAAACAACUUAUAAAUUGGAAAUUUUAAUUAAACAGUGAUAGAAAAUGUAAUACUUGUUUUCAGAUUAUGAAAACCCUUCUCAGCUCCUUUAAUCAGUACAUUAAAUGUAUAUAAUUUAUAUGUUGUUAAAUAUUGAACAAAUCACCAUUUACAUAAAGACAAUCUCAUUGAAAUUUUUAAAUUAAAAUCAUAAGUUUUCAUUUGAAAAUCAAACAUUUGGCGGCAAAACAUUUUUAGAUGAACCAAUUAUGAAAAAAAAAAAACAUACAAUAAUAAUUUGCAGAUAAUUAUCAAAAAUUAGAUGGCUCAGUUAUUGAUUGGGAUGAACAUGGAUGAAAACAACAUAUUUAUUUAUAACAAUGUUAUAAAUUUAUUAUGACAUCCAUUAAAGAAACAUUUAAGUAUUAAUAUGAUUAAUGUAUAAACUGUCUGUAUAAAUUAUUUUCAAUGAAUUAUGUUAUUAAGACUAGACAAAGUAUUUUUUAUAAUUUCAUAGAAUUUAUAAUUAUGUAUAUUAUUUUCUAUAAUAAUGUUGUAAUCAGUAUUAAGUAUAUUAUAUUUGUAUUAUAUUAUUUAUUUAACUAAAAUCCUAUCAUAUGCUAGAGUUUUUCAAUAAGCACACAGUUCACUGUUUCUAUAUUCUUUAUUUUUUUUUUAACUACUUAAUUUUUUCUGUUUCUUCUUUCGGACAUCUUUAAUUAAAUACCUUUCUUUUUUUUGUUUUACUUUCAAUUUAAGUUGACUAAAGCUUAAUCUUUAUAGCUUCUUUAUAUUCUGCUGUCCCAUUUAACCUUUUCGAUAUAAUCACCUAUGUAUUAUGUUAUACAAGGUUAUUUAAAAUUAAUGUUUCAUCAGAUUUCAAAUAUUUAUUAUAAUCUGUAUUUUAUUAAACAAUAUUAAUUAAUAGAUGGGAAUCCCAACUUAUAUAAUAACAUUAAUUAAUUAAAUUGGCAUUAUCAUUUAUGGUGAUGAGAUACAUAUAUGUCUACCAAACAAAAAUUUGUCAUUGUAGUAAUGUGAUUGUUGCACCAAUUGCUCAGAGCAUCCGUUGACAGUAUAUGUAGCCUGAAGAAACUGGGUGUUUAUGCAAAGGUUAAAGUAUAAGGCAACCUCAGGUAUCCAGGGAUAAUGAGGAAAGUAUUAGAAAGAGUUUUCAACUCAGUCCUAUUAUAUGUUGAUCAGGUGACCAAGGGAACACUUGGAACAUUUACUUAGAACAUUUUUUGAUAUCAUAAACUAAUUCCAAAUAUUAAUGAUAUAUUUAAUAGAUCAUAUAGGUAUUACUGUAAACCUAAAAACUAAAAAAUAUUCAAACAUUUGAAAUUGAAUGAAUUAUAUUGGAUAACUUUGUAUAUUCUUAAGAUUAUUAUCUUAAUACCUUUUCUUUAGAACUAUAUGCUUUAUAAUGUUUAUAUAGGUUUUAUUCUGUAGGCCAGUUAUUCAUUUUAUUUAUGUUAUAUGUUUAUUUCUUGAUUAUAUUGUUAGUAAUUUACAUUUAAAUAGAUUAGUUACUAGUAUACAUAACUUGUAAAGCUGAGUUUUUGAUAUACUACUUGGUUAUUUAUUUAUUCAAUUUCUUAAGAGGUCAUCAUAGUAAAAUUCUUCAUCUCUGUCUUUCAUGUGUUUCCAUAAAACAAACUGAAUGGCCCUUAAAAUCAGUUUUAGAAAAAAAUAUUUAAAUUAUGUAAUUUGUAAAUCACUACACUUUGAAAUAAUAAUUUAUUUAUAAAAUAUAAUUUAUUGUACAUUUAAUAAUGAGUUGAAUAUUUAGAAAAUUGUUCAAUGAUAAUAAAAUAUGUAUGAUAGGAGUAUUUUAUCACUAAACCUUACUUUAACAGCUUUUUAGCUUGUUUUACGUGAAUAAAUUAUUGCUGUGUUACCCCUUAAAAGAAUGGUAAAUACUAUUGUGUCUAUGACGUAUAGAUAAGUUUCUAAAUUACUGCUUAAAUAGUAAUUAUCUAUCUAGAUUAAAAUUUGUAUUGUUUUAUUUCACUGAUCCGUGCUCCAAUUUAUCAUAAUAAUUUUUAUAAUUCGUCAAGUUUUUAAAUUAUUACAUUUAAAGCUAGUAAAAUAUUCUUAUUAGUAACCAUUUUCUUAGGUACUGAUUGCUUCAACAUUUAAAUUAAUUUAAACUUAAUUUCAUCAUUGUAUCUAUAAUAGAUGUAUUAAAUUAUCUGUUUAUUUUAGUGAUGGUUGUGUCUUUGUUACUGACUAUAGAACAAGUAGAAUUAUGCUCUGCAGAGCCCUAGGACUCAGUGUGAAGUGAAGGUAACCUAGGGACUCUGUGGACAUUAAUGUAAAUUCAUAUUUUUUUCUUCAUUGAUUAUUACUCUACUACUAUUUGAUUGAUAAAUAAGGCUUACUGAUGAAAUUUGGCUAUUUGGCAGACAUUUUCACUAAAUUAAAUAAAUUAAAUAAUUUAUAAAUAUAACUAAGUACAAAAUAACCAUUAACAACAGUUUUCAAGUCAAAUAACAAAAUUAGAGGUAUAAAAAAAAAAAAAAUCAGUCAUUAGAAAUAUUAAAAGAAUUAAGCCAUCAGGAUUGGCAUUCCUUAGUGCUCCAUAGUUUUUUAUAAGUUACAAUAGGGCUCUGCCAAGUUUGAGAACCACUGUUAUAGAAUAUUGAUGAUAACAUUAAAAAAAUUAAAAAUAAAAUUGUACAAAAUUAUUGUUAUUAACAGUCUCAAUUAUAAUAUAAUAUAAUGUAAUAUGAUGUGUAUUAUGUAUUUAAAUAUGAUUUUUAGUAUUUAAAUUUAUAAAAAUAGAUUUACAUGUAUGCAUGUAUUAUUCAUUGUUAUAUCAUAUACAUAAUAUAUAGUCCAACAGCUAUUAUUACACAAUAAUAUCAAUGAAGGCUACUUUAAAUAAUCUGACAUGAUGUUAUUCAAUAAUUAUACAAAAUUGUUUUUUUCAGGCUAAAUAUAAAGAAUGUAAAGAGGAAUGGAAUUUUUGUAUACCAGGUUUUCAAGUGUAUGAUUUACUAAAUUCUACUUUAGAACAUCCACGGAAAUAUGAUAAAGAAUUUGGCAAAAGUUUAGAUCCAGGAAAAGUUAUCUCUGGUAUCAUCUUAUAUAGACAAAAUGUAAAUAAUAAUUUGAUUUAAUAUUAAUACUGCAAAAAAUUUAAUAUUUCAGUGUUCAAGACAUUUCUAAACUUUAACAGUGGAUAUUUAGGUCUAGAAAAAUUAGUCCAAAGUUUUACUGCUCAGUUGGAUCUUAUAAGACGAUACUUCCAAACUCAAAAUCAUUACCAUUUUUAUUCUAGUUCAGUGUUAUUAGCAUAUGAUGCAGCAACAUUAACAAAUGAUCAAGACUCUUAUCCUUUAAUAAGAAUAUCAUUAAUAGAUUUUGCACACGUAACUGCAGCUAAUGGCCAAGUUGAUCUAAACUAUUUACAAGGUAUUACUAAUUUAUGGACAUUGUUCCGGACACAAUUGUUGCAAAAAAACAAUUAAUUUGAAUCUCUUCAAUUUGUUGAUGUCCAUUACUUAUGAAAUGAAUUUUUUUUCAGUUUUUAUGUUUAAUGUAACUUACCAUAUUUACAUCAUUAUUAUUAUUAUUAUUAAUAUUUUGUAUCAAUUUUGUUAAUAACCAGAAAGAUGAAUGGAUCAUACUUAAUUUUCCAUCAAACAUCUAAAAUCAUAAAAAUAGUUUAGAUUUACACCAUUAAAUAAUUUUUAUUUAAUACAUUUAUUUAAGUAAUUAGGUUUUUUUAAGAAUUUUGUAAAUAUUUAAGUUUUGGACAAUUGAAUUCAAUUUAUUUUGAUAGCAACAUUAAUUUAUUCUAUCAAAAAUUAAUUACUGAAUUAUAAUGGUUAGUGUUAUUGUGUUAUUUUGAAUUAAAUUAAAUUUUUUUAAUCUGUGAUUUUAUAGCCAAUUUUAAACAUUCAUAACAAUAAUAAUAAUAAUUAACAUAAGAAUUAAAACCAAAUAUUUUGUUGUAAAUAAGGUUAUAUAAUAAUUUAUUGUAUAUAACGAUUUCAACAUUUUAUUUUGUGAUUUAUAAUUGUAUGUGUUCAAGAUUUAUUUUUGUUUGUUUUGAUUUUAAAGUAUAUAUUAUUUUAACUUAAAAAAUAUAUGGAC
Messenger RNA from Cinara cedri, 7579 nucleotides. NCBI's taxonomy places the organism in Eukaryota, Metazoa, Arthropoda, Insecta, Hemiptera, Aphididae. The record is from the annotation of a GenBank genome assembly.